Molecule: messenger RNA, 3851 nt
Organism: Dicrocoelium dendriticum
Lineage: Eukaryota; Metazoa; Platyhelminthes; Trematoda; Plagiorchiida; Dicrocoeliidae
Source: the annotation of a GenBank genome assembly
GAACCGCUAGGUCAGGCGGGUAAAAUGAAGUAGAAUGAAAGGUCACUUUGACGUCUGCAACCUUUCUGAGGAAGAAAGAAAGCGGAUCGAUGAAUUUAUCUGCUUGUCAUCCCUACGGCUCUCAAGCACGUCAUGCGACCUACAACAGGUGGCAUUUUGUUUUUUGGCUGCCAGAAAAUUUUCUCUUGCACAGGCUAUUGAAUUGUACAACAAUUAUCAGAAUAUGCUUGUCCGAGAAAAUCUCCCAGAGCGCAUUGAUCCUUUCGAUGAGGAUGUCAGGCAAGAAUUGUUAUCCGGCAAAUUUGUGAUCCUGAAUGACCACGAGCCCAAUGGAGCUCGCGUCGCCCAGUUUUUUGUCCGUUUGUAUCGCUCAACGACAAACCAACGUGCUCUCCUCCAAAGCAUUCUGUUCCAGUUGGAUGCCACGUUUAAACGAGAGAGCGCCAUGCGAAGCGGGCUGGUCCUUAUCUAUGAUAUGACAGACGCAAAAUUCUUCAACAUAGACUGUGUAUUUGGAAUCAAGUUGUUUAAAUUGCUCCAGUCAAGCUACCCAGUUCGACUGCGUCGCAUAUUGAUUUUGACCGCUCCCUUGUGGUUCCGCGCAUCUUUCCGCAUGAUGCAUCGAUUCAUCCGGGACCAACUCCCCAAUUGCGUCAAUGUUCUUCGACCGUCGCCGGGUACUAAAUUGGACGCACUCAGUCAUCCGGAUUUUGUGGCGUUGCGGCGGGAGCACUACGCUUGGCUUCAGACGGCAUUGACCCGUACCGGAUGGCUCUCAACGGACGCGGAACAGAGUGCACCCUUUGACCUUCACGAAAACCGAGCAACCGAACCCUUCAGGAUUUCUGAUUCGUCAGAUUCUCAUGAAACUCGCCCACAUUCUAUUCAUGGAGAACACGCUGAAACCCCAACCCCGCCAUCUGUCGUGAAGCGGCUGGUACGUCCCCUGAACGAUUCAGUUAACGCUGUGAAUUCAAAUGUGCCAACUGGAACCACAGCUUCGACACGACCGACGACUAUCAAUUCCUCUUUGUUGGAUACCGAUAUGGGUUUCAGCGAACAUGCCAUCUCCCCACUUGCCAUAGAAUCAAUCACUCCUACCGCAGACACAGCGGGUUAUUCGUCCAGUGAUCCCAUACAUCCCAGUCUUCAACGAGAAACACGGAAAAUCAAUCAACAUCGCCAUUCUGCUGGCACUGAGUCGUCAUGCUCUUCCAUCACCUCGUUUUUCUCCACUGGUUCCGUGGGCGUCUCCUCGGCACUUAGCACACAUUCGGCCGACUGCAGUCCGACCGGGGAACAGUUGUUUCAACGAGUUGGUCUCACUGCUCUUGGCGGCUCCUUGAUUGCGCAUCCCAAAGUUGACAAUGCUCCCCUGAUCUGCGUGUCUCCCGAUCGGGGCACAUGGCCAGAUGACGGAUUGCAUUUUCCUCGCGUUGCACCUCUCGCUGAAGACGAGAUCGGAGACCAAACCAUCCGGUCUGAUAGGCGAAGCUCAGGUUGUGAGCAGAACGGUAUAGACGAUGAGGAUUCAGAUGACUCGGUGAGACCUCCAUUGGCCCCGCCUUCUGAAGACUCUCCACCUUCAUGGGCCAUCGGUCGGCCACGUGGUCGCACAAUCCAUCAGGGACCCGCUGAUUCUAACUUGGCUUCUGAGGCAUCCUUGAGCAUAGAGCCUUCUUCAUGUGACCUUAACUCUAAUGUUGUCCCAGACCUACUGGAAGAUGACAUUCCCAGUGUGCCAUUCACCCAGCCUUCCGUUCAAUCAGCUCCACUCACAGAUCCGGAUGAAACGAAAAGUAUGGACAGCGACACCAUCGAUGUGACGGAGGAUACCUCAUCAGAGGAGGAUCUAUGUGAGAUGUCAGAAAACGAGGAAGAUGGGCAAGACAUUGAUUUGGAGGAUUAUUGGAUGACACCCGAAAUGCUUGUCUCACAUGUUGCGCUAUUGGGCUUGAAGGGCUUGCAAAUGGAAUACAACUCAGUUGUUCGGAUAAAAUCUCCAGGAUCCCGAGCCGCAUUCAAACACUCACAAAAUCGACAGAAGAACCGAUAUUGUGAUGUCAUAUGCUACGAUAGUAGUCGUGUACGCCUCCGAUCAAUCGCCACUCGAUUACCGCUUUCGAAGUGCUCAGAACCACUGCAUCCCGUUCCUAUCACAUCGAAAGCUUUUCUUCAUCGAACUCUUUCCGCUCCAGCAGCGGCAGUUGACUUGGUUCGCAAUUACAUCCACGCCAACUGGGUCGACGGAUAUCGACAGAAGAACGCAUUCAUUUGCGCCCAAGGCCCGUUGUUCACCACCGUUGGGGACUUUUGGCAAAUGAUUUGGGACUACCACGUGCCGAUAGUUGCAAUGAUCGCCAAGGUCUACGAAGCGGACAGUGUGAAAUGUUUCCCCUAUUGGCCACCUCCCAAAAGAAGAUUAUAUUUCACCUGCGGCUUUCCAGGCACAUUACCGCCCCCAGAAGACGCUGGUGUCUCUGGAUGUCUUUCCUCUCCGGAUGAUUCUUCUACUCCUGUUCCUGAAUUUGAAGUCAGCAACGUCUGUCAUCAAGACGAGGAGUACUUCACCUGUAGCACUCUCCGGCUUACGCAUUUGAAGACGGGCCAUCGACGAAUUGUGAAACAUUUCUCGUUCUCCUCUUGGCCCGACCACGGUGUUCCCCAGACCACCGAGGGAUUGUUGAAACUUCUUUCCUCCGUGCAGCAAUCCUAUCUGAACGCUAUCCUCCCUCUUGGUUACACAUCUUUUAUGGAUCAGAAGGUUCCUCCGCCUCCUGUGGUAGUUCACUGCAGCGCUGGAAUCGGCCGCACAGGCACCUACGUCACAGCGGACAUUUGUACCAAGUGGCUGGCGGAUCCUGACUGCUCUGAUCACCGUAUCAACAUACCACUGACCGUCAACCGGAUCCGCUCACAGCGGUACGGGUGUGUUCAGGUUGCCGCCCAAUACGUGUUUUGCUACCGAGUCGUCAUUGACUUCGCUUUACAGGCCGGCUUCUUGGACACAGAACGGGUGCAGUGGAUGUCUUCACAGCUAUCUGCUCCAUCAGAUACCCGUGAUCGGCCCAGCCGUUCAUUCGACGUUGAGGGGGCUGACAUGACUGCGUCGGAGGCAAACAAAUUUAGUGGCCGAAUGAGUGCUGCGUUUGCUGAGCUUCGCGAUUUGUUCCCUCCAUCACAGCUAAUGUCCAUCUGGCAUGCCUUGCAUCCUAAACGCGACCACCCUCCAGUAGCGGACUCCAAUUUCAUAUUGAUCGAAAACGGAUGUUCAGACUCCGAUGAAUCAGCGGAACUGGAGUCUGACAUUUAUGCGCAAAGUGAUGCGGAGACCGAAUGUGCCUAAGUGUUCACCAUCUCAUCCGAGAUGCGCGGCGUGCUCUCACGCGCUGGACUCAUCGCGAUUCCCCACUCUCCUUCCUCUCGUGUACAGACUGAUCAGUGUAUUUUGUGACAUGCGAAUUGUGGUACUGUUGUUCCCCGGACAUUCAACACAAUGUGAACAUUUUUGGGUCCUGCCAACCCUUGUCCUUUUCUCAGAAUUUGAUGUGAUGUCAAAAUGUGCUGUUCUACCCAAACUGUUUCACUGUACAUAUAGGGAUUCAUCUGUAUACGCGUGCCUCUUAUACACAUAUUUGCUGAAAAGUGACUGGUGCGUGUAUAUUUGGGUGCGUCGCCGCAUCACCCACCCCAUUUUCACUUCUCUUAUACGUUCUUUCGCCAACUUUUACACCAUUUUUGUCCUUUAUAACAGACUUCUUGAUCCUUUUUCGACACAGAGACAUGCCUAUGUUCACACCGAUAUCCGCUUUGUAUUCUCCUACUAUAAAUACAUUAUGCCUAUAUUCAAC